Messenger RNA from Pocillopora meandrina, 11335 nucleotides. Lineage: Eukaryota; Metazoa; Cnidaria; Anthozoa; Scleractinia; Pocilloporidae. The record is from the annotation of a GenBank genome assembly.
GCAAUAUUUUCUCUCUCAGUCAGUGCGGAAGACUGAGCUGACUUCCAACCGAGGGAGAGUUUGCAUCAAUCAUUGGUUAAGUUCCAUAUAUAUCCAGCUCGUAAUCAUGUCCUCGAGUGAUUGGUUCACCGGCUAAGUUGUAGUCAUACCUUUUAGAAGCUUUUAGCAGUGGAAACCAGAAGCAAUAAUCAGCAACACGUGUUUAUACGUGCUUCAGAAAUCAAAGGUAUUCGAUUGACGAAUUACUAUUUCUGUACGUUUCAGGACCUGUUCGAUGCCACUUUCAGAUAUAAAGAUCCUCUUGUUAUCUUCAAAUGUGUACAUGUGGGUUGUCUUUAAGCUAUCGUGAGAAAACAUGCAAAUUUGAAAUCUCAGAUUCCCGCGCGGCCGACUGUCAAUAUUUUCAAGUCGGAUUUUCCGUUACUUUCCGAUUAUUUUAGACCUUCUGGAACACAAAAAUAAAAGCUAAAAAUGCUAUAGAAUAAUCUGCUUCGAAAAUAAUGGAUAUCAAGGUCUUAAAAGCGACAAAAUAAGCUUUCGAGUCGACAAUACUGCGAUUCUCUGAAGCGAUGCGAAUUGAGGCUGUAAAGUAGAACCGAACUUUUCGGACUUCAAGCGAGACCUAGCGAUAUUAUGAAGAUUCCAGGGUUCGGUAAAUAUCAUGUUUAAGUACUGAGAUGACCAAAAAGUACUGUUUAAUCGAAUAUUUUUUUGUCAAAACGUAGAACUCUCAGAAUUUUCAACAUAACGCUGCGCAAUUUACUAGCCGUGACGUCUAUAGUAAACAACGAGCUAACCACGAUGAACUCUACUUCGUGGGUUUCGUACUCGUAAGAAAUUCGUACUUUUUUCGCUUCUAACGGAAAAUUUACAACUGUUUUGAAGAAAGCUUUCUUCCCGAAACGUUCCUUGGUCAGUUUCGUCUUGCUUAUUUACAAAUUCCAUUUAACAUAUCUGCCAAAUUUGCAUAUUCACUUUACAAUCCGGAUCCGCAUAACUUGUUUACACACGUGCGGAAAAUUUUAGCGAUUUUUAGUGUAAAAACUUAAUUAGAAUUUGUCGCUUUUUUCAUUGAAAGUAAGUUAUUUAAAUGGUCUUCUUUCAUUGGAGCUUGGUUUUGGGAAAUGCUGAUUUAUAAAUAUUUACUGCGCAUUGUGUUUGCUUUUCCGGUUUCUCCAAAAUUUUAACUUUUGGAUAGGCACGCUUUACACGUAGGUGCUAAUGGGUUAAGGUACAUUUUCAACACCAAAUUAAGGUGGUAUUGGACGCUAAAUUGAGUGAAUUUUGUUUCAAAUCAUUUAUGAAAUAACUACAGACGGAUUUGUUAGAAUGACUUGAAAUUAUCACAUGGGAUACAUGAUUCUACAUAUAAUCUGAAGAGAAAAAUUGUAUUUUGCUCAGUGCCAUGGAUAUUAGUGAAAUUUAAUGGAAUUAGGGGGUGUGUUUGAAAAGUCAUCGUGGAGGAAAAAAAUCUCUAAAUCCAAGCCAUUUUUAAUUAAUACCACUCAAUGGUUUGGCACAGACAAAAAGCUGAUGGUAAUAAAGAUUUUCAGUGCAGUCUGCUAAGUAAUAUUCAAUUUUGACAAUUUAAUUAUCUCAUACCUUGUCAUUUGUUUUUGGCAGACAGUGGUAUACUGUGCUGUAAAUGUUCUUUGUCAUACAAAGUUUUAGUUUGCAUAGAUUCUGAUCAAAGUACUAACCUUCUUGAGAUAAUACAGUUGGAGAGGCAAUUAAUUUGCAAAAAGUGGCAAUAGGAACCACAAAAAUAUGAUAUGGUGUGGGAAUUUGUUAAUAGCAACUUUCAAUUUAACAUGGUGUGACAAAAUUAAAGGUGUGGUUAUUGGCUGCUUUAUGGUUGUGAUGCUUUCUGAAAAUUGGAAAUAUGAGGGAAAAUUCUUUGAAUAAAAAGGCUAGCAAAAAUAAAUGUGUCUUUGUUGCUUGGAAAGUGACUAAAUAGUUAGCUACUGUUAAUCUCUUUUCUGAGUUCCAUCCAUGGUAAGAUCAUAGUACUUUAUUUUUCAUUAUGAAAUGGUUCCUUAUGAAAUGGAUGUGUCAGAAAUGUCAUCUGAAGGAAAUACAACAAGAAUGGCAAACACCAUUAGACCAGGAUCUUAUCUCUAUUUGCAGCAAGGUUUGUCCUUGGAAACAACUUCUCAUUUCAAAAAUGGGCCAUUUUCCAAUUGUCAAAUUGUGCAAAUAGGCAAUUGAAACAAUGAUCUUAAAUUAAAGCUUCUCCAAAAGGUCAAAUUAGCCUCCAGUACUGCCUUAAGUGGCCUCAACAACACUCUAAGAGGAAAUAGAAAGCCUAAUUGGACUCAGUAAACUCACAUUUUGUAUUUUUUUUUUUUCCAGGGUAAUUUUUCAGAAUUAAAAGCUACCUGUGAUGUCAAUGCUACAGAAGGUAGGAAGAGAAAUCUAAAUCUAUUACAAAUACCAAGCUUUUUUUUUGACAAAAACAUUAAUUUGCCCCUUGUUUUCUUUUUCACCUAAAUCUUUUCAGUGUGACUAAAAAAGUCAUGUACCAAUUACAAAGUGAGUUGAAAAGAAAGACCCUUUAAGGAUAACUUUUACUUUCAAAUUUAAUUCCUUGUAACUGUAAUGGUUGUUAUCAGUGACAGUGACAGUGACAGUGACAGUGUAGUCAUCUCUAAAGUAACUUAAUAUUUUCCUGGUUUAAAUUUGUCUCAAUCUACAUGUACCUGACUUUUUGGCAAAGGAUAAAACUUAACUGCAGUUUUAGAAACGAAUUGACAUUACAUACCAAGUGGACAUGCAUUAUUGUGAUUUAAUAUUGUUUUACAGCUUAUUGUCAAUACCAUUCUUGUUUGUUGUUGUAGGAUUUCAUGAUUCCAAGUGUGGCCUGUGUGUCGCAGGAAGACCAGGAAAACAUGACACUGAAAGUCACGUUGCUAAGUAGUGAGUGGAAAUCAUCAACUAAUGGGGACUUGUCAACUAUCAACCGAGAGCUGGCGAUCCAGUUAGCUAAACACCAUAAUGUGGAUGUUAGUGUCUUGCUUCCAAAUUGCAGUGAAGUGGACAGGAGCAGUGCAGAAAGUCACAAAGUGAAGCUCAUCAAAGCAGAUAGAGUUCCUGGUUAUGACCCAGUUCUUUGCCUGUCAUUUCCUCCAAGAGACCAUACAAUGGACUGUGUCAUUGGUCAUGGAGUUCACCUUGGCCGACCAAUUGCAAUCAUCAAGAGAAAUCCAAAUUACAGUCAUUGCAAAUGGAUUCAAGUUGUUCACUCUGCUCCUGAAGAAGAUGGAAUGUACAAAAACAUUUCAGAAGGUGAACAGAUGCAAGAAACAGAAAUCCAACUCUGUAAAAUGGCUGAUCAGGUUAUCACAAUUGGACUCAAGCUGGCAGAAGCUUACAAGCGUUACCUUCGUCCAGUUAAACAGGAAGAAAAAGUUUUUGACCUUACUCCAAGCAUUUUCUCUGAAUUUUUGGCUGUAAAGCAAGCCACUGAAGAAAGAAGAACAUUCUGUAUUCUUGUAAUUGGAAGUGGUGACAACUGUGGAGAUUUCAAUGUCAAAGGGUACGACAUAGCUGCCAAAGCAAUUGCUGAGUUGAAAGAUGAAUCUUACAAACUCAAGUUUGUCUGUGCAGCUGGAGGAAAAGCAGAUAUUGUGGCAGAAAAGUUGCUCCAUGAUGGCAUUAGUCAUAAUCAGCUUAUUGUUCGCAGCUUUGAUGAUGACAGAGAAGUGCUGGCAAACUUAUUCUGUGAAAUGGAUCUUGCAAUAAUGCCAUCCAGGACAGAAGGUUUUGGAAUAAUGGCUCUGGAAGCGUUAUCUGCUGGUCUGCCUGUACUUGUCAGUGGUAAUUCAGGACUCGGAGAAGCUCUGAAGAAAGUCACUCUAGGCUCACAGAGUGUGGUAGACUCUGAAGAUCCUAAAGACUGGGCCAAAGAAAUCAAGCGUGUCCGUCAGAAAGAGAGAGAUGUGCGACUUUCAGAGUCAAGAUUUCUACGUGAAAAGUACUUGGAGAAGUACAGCUGGGAGGAGCCUUGUAAGAGUCUUGUGAUAAAGAUGAAGAACCUUGUCUUUGGUAAAUUUACUUAAAUAUAAAUGUUUCAGCUUUUAAAUGAUCUAAUAACUGAUAAAACAGGUAGUCUGGUAAAAAGUUGAAUCAGCCUUCAGUCAACUAGGACCUACAAUAAUCAUAAAUUCUUUAUAGACCUGAAUCAAGUAAAUAAUCAAAAAUGGUAAAUACUCAGGAAAGGUAAAGAUAAUUGCUAUAUAAUAAUCUUACCCAAAAGGUUAGGAACAGUGUCGCAGAGUUUUUUAAAUAUGUACUCGGUAAAGUGCAUUUGCAUGGGAAAUACUUUCUGUAGUUAUUUUACUUAAGACAUAAAGCAGGUACUGUUGAAAGUUGAACAAGCAUGGUCAACUUGGUUGGUGUCUGUUUUUAGACUCAGUAAUAUUAUUUUAUUAGUAACUGAAACAUUUGGUAGUACAGUACAGUAGCUUUAACUUUAAUUCUCCUGCUAGGGGGGUACUCUGAGUUAAUUUAUGACACUUUUCAGGGAGCUUUGGCUGGAAUGCUCAGAUAAAUUCUUUUUUCUCUUUACUGCUUGUAGGUCAAGCUCUGCACAGCUCUCUAGACUGUGAAGAAACAGAGAGGAAGAAACAAGGAGAGUCUAUACCAGGUCAGUAAAUAUUACAUUGCAUUUACAUUUAGGAAUAAUGAAAUUAGACUUCAGCCAUCAGGAGAAUUGUGAGGAAGAAAUCAGUAAAUCAGGUAUGACACUGAAAAAUUCAUGGAAGAAUUUAAAAAAAAUUGGUAAAUAAGUUUUUCAUUGCAGCAACAAUAGGACUAUCAGCAUCUUCCAGUCUAACUCUAUGAUAUACUUUUGUCUUUCCUUGUAUAAGUGCCCAUACUCCAUGCUCUAAGAAGCCCUCCCCUUAGGCCAAUAAUUCAAAUAAAAACUCUUUCUUCCCUUGCCCCCCCAUUGAACAAUCACCUUCCCCCUCUUUCUUACUUUCCCUAAUAAAAAUAAAACCUGAUUCAAGUACCACUUUAUUUAUAACUUUUUUAAGCUUCAGCUACAGCAAAAUUAGAACAGUUCAUAGUUCCUUACUUAACACCCAGCAUCUUAAGUAAAUUCCUUCCAAUAAGCACCCCUCUUUUCAGCCACAACUUUAAGAAAUGAGUGUGUACCAGGUGAAUAAACUUUACAUUCCAUGUUACAUUCAGGAAUAAAUUACGAUAAGAAUGUAACUGUCAAGAAAAUUGUGAGAACAAAUGAAUGAAUCAAAUAUGCUACAGACAAAGUUCUUCUUUCAUUUCAAAAGUUCUUAUGUCAUUUAAAGCCUCCUCUUGCAAAAAGGGGGCAAAAUUGAUUUUAAGGAGAGUGACAUUGAAACAAUGUGGAAGUGAGAGAGCACAACGGACGUUAAGACAUCCAUCAUUUCAACUUUUUUCUUGUCUUCUAAAUGGAAGUCUUCUCACAGGUUUCCAUACUAGCUGGCAUUCCAUAAUGUGACAUUUCUCUCCUUUCUCCACAGAAAAAGCUCCAAAUGUUUCUUUAAAGAGAAAAAAAACCGAUGGGAAUGGACAAACAAAGUAUUUCCGAAGUGAGUAAACUUACAAGUCAUGUCAUUUAAUUAUAACUGUCAAUAAACUCUAAUACAAGGAAUAGGGCCAGUAGGUGAAUACUGCAAAUUAGUGAUUCAGAUGUCAUAGGAAAUGAUUGAACUACAAAAGUUUUCCAAAGUUCCAAGGCUAUGAAGAAAUUCUUUUCAGUAGCAUAACUUUCAUAUCCUGUCUGUAACAGUUUGAGCUACUGAAAACAAACCAAGUCCAGGCUUUGCUUUAGCUGUGUUGUUAAUGAGCAGCCAGGACUAUUUUUGAUUAUUAAUCCUGAGAGCAAACAGAACAACAUGAAUGAAUACUAAAGUGACAGCUGACAGGCAUUUUCAAUCACAACCAAAACUUGACACAAUGAACACAAUUGAUAUCUACCAUGCUUUGACCACACAUUUAAACAUCAAUACAGUGUAUUACUAUCAGUUCUGUUGAAAAGCCUCUAACAUAAGAUCAAGAUGGGUGCAACAAACUAAUCUCAAUUUGUCAAUCAUGCAAUAAGAGAGUUAUGUUUCUAAAACUAUUAAAUUUGGAAAAGCAAAGACCUGUGUGUAAUUGCUGAUUGAGAUGAAGCUAUUUAGUGUAUGUUGAACUUCUGUAGCUGUUUCUGCUUUACUUUCAACUUAUAAGGAAAUGUAUGGAAAUACCUGUAGAACUUUAUCAAUAUGUAAUUUCUCCUAACAUUGUCAUUUAAAGCCUCCUCUUGAAAAAAGGGGGCAAGAUUGAUUUUAAGGACAGAAAGUAACAUUGAAACAAUGUGGAAGUGAGAGAACACAACGGACGUUAAGACAUCCAGCAUUUCUAAUUUUUUCUUGUCUUCUAAACGAAAGUCUGUUUGCAGGUAGCAAGGUAGCAUUCCUUAAUGCGAUAUUUCUUUUCUUUCUCCACAGAAGAGGCUCCAAACACCUCUGUAAGGAGUAAAACAACUGAUGGGAAUGAACAAACAAAGUCUGUUCAAGGUGAGUAAACUUUAAAACAUAUGUCAUUUAACCCUUUAACACCUAAGAGUGACUGGCGUCUAUUUUCUCCUUACAAGAUCACCCCUGAUUCAAACAUUAAGGUCAUGAUAAUAAGGGAAAUGAUCAACAGCUAAAGAAGCUCUUGAUUGUUAAACAAAUUCUCUUUUUCAGAACCCUAAGAAAAGUUUAGAGAAAGUAUGGAGAAUAUGCAUAUUGAUAUUAGGGUGUAAAGGGUUUAUUAUAACUGUCAAAAAACUCUUAUGCAAAGAAUAAGGCUGGUUGGUGAAUGCUAAUAAUUAGUGAUUCAGAUGUCAUAGAACAUGAUUGAACUAUGGAAGUUUUGCAAAAUGCCAAGGCUUUGAAGAAAUUCUUUUCUCUUUCAUAACUUUGACAUCCUGUCUGUAAUACUUUAAGCAAUUGAAAAGAAACCUAGUCUAGGCUUUGCUUUAGCUGUGUUGUUGACGAGCAAUUGGGACUAUUUUUGAUUACUAAUCUUGAUAGCAAACAGAACAACUUGACUAAAUACUAAACUGAUGGCUGACGGGCAUUUUCAAUCACGACCAAAAUUUGACAUAAUUGACACAAUUAAAAUUAUGCAAGCUUCGACCACAGUCAUGUUUAGACAACAAUGCAGCAGAUUACUAUCAGUUUUGGUGAGAAGACUCUGACAUAAGAUCAAGAUGGGUGUAACAAACUAAUCUCGAUUUGUCAAUUGCAAAAUUCAACUAAAUAAGAAAUUUAUGUUUUAAGAAGGCCCACAUUGAUAAAAGUUUUAUAACUGAAACAUUUACUAGAACUAAAUUGUCCCCUUCAAAGUUACUAGUUCCUUAUCUACUCUCCUCUCUCUGCACACAUCUUGCAUUAUGUGGCCUUUCUUAAUUUCUUUUCAAAUUGUUUGAUUUUAGCUGGAAAGUUUGUGAGCUAGGUCAACAUAUCAUACAAGAGCCCCAACCACCCCCCUCCCUUUACCUUAAUCGAAGAACGACAAAAAUGGAUGGUUUAUCAAUAUCAUGACAAUACUGGGCAUAAUUACUCUUUUGUUUUUGUUUGCAGAAAGUGGUGGCCAGGUGGCAGGUAACUUAAAAGGCAGUAAACAAAAUUUUCAAUUGUCUGACGUUUUAAAUAUUCUCGUCUCUGUUAUUGGUACCUAUGAGGUGCUCUGUCCAUUGCUUUAUUCUGCAUCACACAAAUCAAAUGGUUAUCAACCAAUCUCUCUCUUUUAAGAUCAGCAGCAUUAGGGUUCUUCUACUUAGUGUUAUUGUCUCCCAAAUUCAAAAAUUCAUACAGUAAUGCAAGGGCAUCCUGCCAUUUUGUAUCACAACUAUUCGUUGGCAAAGUGGGAUCUUUGAGAUUUUCUGUGAAAUACCGAAACAUCAACUAGGAUCUUCGUGCACCUCAUUUACCUCAACUGUCAUCCAACUGGUUUCUCUGGUGAAAUGGUAAACAACUCUGUUCUUAGCAGAACCCCCCGCUUUUCUGUACUGCCCGGCUGAGGUGGGGAAUUUGAACCAGAAGUGUUAAGACUUUCCAGUGAAAUGCAAGUUAGUGCCAUAUCCUUAAAUUUGGAGUUGUUUAAGGUAAACAGUUCACUUUCGUCAGAGAAUGGUUGGGAAGAAAAGGUCUACAAGGCCUAGGUUUUUAUGUCUGAUCAAUUUGUAGAAAGUCACAGUUGCUGAUUUUACCUUUUGACAAAAAAAAGUGGAAAGGGCAUUUGAACGCUUGAAUUGAUGGCCGCAUUACAUGUAUGCAACUCUUGGCGUGGUAUCAUUUAAUUGCUUAAUUUGAUAACAAUAUUUUCGACUCGUUUCUUAACUAAUUUUAUUUUAAUGAAAUCAACGUUCGAAAUUUUCAAAUUUUUAAAGAUUUUUAGAUUAAAAAAUCACACAUUUUAGAAUACGAAAUUUCAAACUCUCUAAUCCAUUGACACCUGAACCGCCCGUGUCGCGCGGGAGACGCUUUUCCCCCCAUCUCCCCUACUACUACUAAGCAGAAUUUUGUCUUCAAAGUUCCCCUGUUGUCAGAGGAUCUAUAAACCGAUCAGAAUCCGUGUUUUGCGCAGUUAUUUUGACGACUAUGGGGGGUACUAGAAAGGCUUCAUUUUAUGCGUUCACAAGAAAUGAUCAAAUAUGAAAAAAUGGCAUCCGCGCGGCAGACUUUCAAUAUUUCCAAUUCGGAUUUUCUGUUCCUUUCCGAUCGUUUUAGAACUUUUGGAACACAGAAUGAAAAUUAGAAAUGCUGUAGAUUAAAUUGCCAGGAAAAUAAUGGAUGUCAAGGUCUUAAAAGCGACAAAAUAAGUUUUCGAGUCAACAAUAAAAAAAAAAAAGGCGAAGAUCACAUCGUCUAUUUUUGGUUUUUAAGUCCUUGAAUGGACUAAUUGAUUGGAAUUUUAAUUUUAAUCAUUUUAAAGAUGUACAUGAUUAUAACACUCGUUUUAAUAACAACAUUUGUAAACCACAAUCAAAGCGUACAUGGGGUCAGCAUCGGUUUGUUUGUCAUGCAGUAGAUGACUGGAACGCUCUCCCAGACGGCAUUAGGAACAUUUCCGAUUUUUCAGUUUUUAGACGUCUUGUUAAGAACAUGUAGUCUCUUCUAUUGAUUAUACCCUUUUAUCCUAUUCUUGAUAACCAUAUUUAUAUUUUCUGUUAUCCUUACGUUAGAUUUAUGCAGGGCCUCACUGAAAACCACACUUUGUGACGUGGGCUCCCUGUCAAAAGAUUUAAAAAAAAAAAAAAAAAAAAAAAAAACUACGAUUCCCUGAAGCUGUGCGAAUCGGGGCCGUAAAGUGGAAACUGAACUUUCAAGCGAGGCUUAGCGACAUUAUGAAGAUUCCAUGGCCCGGCAAAUAUCAUGUUUAAGUGAUGACAUGUCCAAAAAGUGUUGUUUAAUGGAAUAUUUUGUGUCAAAACGUAGACCUUUCAGUAUUUUCAACAUAACGCUGCGCAAUAUUCCAGCCGUGAAGUCAAGUAAACAACGAUUUAAGCAUGAUGAUUCUACUUCGUAGUUUUCGUACUCGUAAGAAAUUCGCACGUUUUACGCUUCUAACAGAAAAUCAACAACUGUUUUGAAUAACGCUUUCUUCCGAAACGUUCCUUGGCCAGUUUCGUCUUGCUUCUUAUUUCUUUUUAACUUCAGAUCUCUCCACACGCUGAAAAUUUGCAUAUUCACUUUGAAAUCCGAUCCGCAUACUUGUUUGCACGUGCGAAAAAUUUUACCGAUUUUUAUCGAUCAAUUUUGAAUUAUUUAAGAUACCGAGAUUGAAAAUGUUGCCAUAAAUUUUCCUUUUUAUUGUGUUUUUAUCAAGUUUGCAUAUUACUUUUACACGUUUAUGUAUUGUGAAAUUUGUUUAUGCAGAGAGACUGGCAUUAUAUUUAUUAGACAUCCUUUUUCGGUAUUGAAUGAUACCAAAAAGAGAAGUCCCCUUUCGCCAGAACUGUUCGCUAUUCGCCAAAGCCUUGAAGCACUCAUUUUCUAAUUUUUUAUUCUCCCUCCGUUGUUAUCCUCAGAUAUCUAUGUGGUUAAAGAUGGUGAACCAUCAGAUGAGGAGUUGGAAUAUCUGUCUCUGGAACUUGAAGGAAAAUGGAAGACAUUAGGAAGACGCCUGGAAUUCAGUCAAGCUGCAAUAGCUAACUUGGAUGAAGCCAAUAAGGGACUGGCAGCGAAGGCUUUUGAAAUGUUACUGGCUUGGAAACAAAAAGAGGGCAGAAAAGCCACUUACACGGUUUUGUACAAUGCCUUGUGUCACGAAUUGGUGAAAUGCAAACGUCUAGCAGAACAGUUUUGUUGCGAGAGAUUGUAGGCAAUACCUCUCCUUAGUCUUAUAUUAUAAAGAGUGAUUCGUUUCUCUUAUAUUUUACGUCAUUUGUCUUUGUUAGUACUCCAAAAAGUGUCUGUAUUGAGCAUUCGCGUUCAGUAAGUCGUUCAUUUUGUCUUGCGCUGGAAGAUAAGAUAGAUUAGCUUUAGAGAAUAGAUAUUUACUCGUAUUUUUGCACCCAAGGACCGCAGGCUAAAGAACAUUGAUGUCGGGAUUCGCUCUGUUACGGGAAAAUUUACUGAUUCUUCCGUAUGUUUAUUUGGGACGUAUUUAUUCGUAAACUUUCCAUAUUUCAUUCAGUUCUUUCAUUCCAGUAAGUCAAAAAAAUUAUAAAAAACCAUGGUAGUUUUUAUGUAGUAAACUGAAAGAUUUUUGCUUUGUUGCUUGCUGUCAUUGUACAUCUGCAUGUCGGUACUUUUGUUCACCAUUACUAGUGAAAUUUUUAGGUAAAUAUAAGUGUUAAUGGUCUUUCUGGAAAAUUGGUUCUCAUGGUAGUCGGCAGCUGAGUUUGUGCUCACAAUUUUAAUUUCCUCUCAUACGAUAGUUCCCACACUAACCUUGCAUAGAUAAGCAGAAAUUUUUAAUGGCUUUUCCACUUUUAUUUCCUAAGCUGCUCUAUUGUAGCUAAGAUAGACAUUUUUAAUAUCAGAGCUGUGAAUUCUCACCCAAGUUUCUUGUUUUAAAUGGCCUCGAGUUUAUUGUAUCCGUUUUCUUGACUUUGAAAUUCUUCCGUCGUAGAAACAGAUGGGAAUAUUUAGUUUUAGUUCAAGUAGUUUUCGUUCAACUUCAAAGAGACCUUUUCCGAAAUACCAAAUAUGGUAGAUUUAGAAAACAAUGGAACCUCACACCAGUUCAUAUUUAAGCAAGUACUUUGUAAAGCUUUUUCGAUUACAUAGACGACUGCGUGCCGAUUACAAGUUCAGCUUUGACUCUGGCAUGAUGUAUGUUAGAGUGCCGUACGAAUAAAAGUCUACUGUGGAAC